Bradysia coprophila is the source of this 4918-nucleotide messenger RNA. RefSeq names its product zinc finger and BTB domain-containing protein ttk (gene ttk). Gene Ontology annotation, cellular component: nucleus. Gene Ontology annotation, biological process: regulation of transcription by RNA polymerase II. Gene Ontology annotation, molecular function: protein binding. NCBI's taxonomy places the organism in Eukaryota, Metazoa, Arthropoda, Insecta, Diptera, Sciaridae. The record is from RefSeq and is a predicted model, not a curated record.
UAAAAUUUACCGCCACAGCGGUAACAGCCCUAAAAUAGUGACGACGAUGGAUUCUCCGCUGCAUUGAAAUUUAUUUUCCUGAGGUUGAUGAAAAAAAUGUGAAUUUUUUGUGGCUGAAAGUUUUGUAUUUAAAGGGAAAACAGAAAAGAAAAACAAAACUAAAAAUUUGUCAGCAAAUUUUGAAACGUUCCAGAGACUUUAUUUGUUGAUAAGUGACAAAUUUUUUGUUUAUAAAUAAAAAAAAAGCUUUUGAUAAAAGCAAAAAAUAAAUAAAUUUUUAAUUUAAUUUAACCGAAGUUUAUGGUGACGUCAUUUGUUUAUCCAAUAAAAUUGACCAAUAAAUAAAUUGCGGAACAGUUUUGUGAUUUGAUUCGAAAUUGAGUUGAAGAUGAACAUUUAAUCUGAUUUUGACUAUAUGAAAAGAAAUUGUGUAUGGUGAACCGGAAAAGGACUGACUUAUCAAAUAAAUAGAAAAAAAAACCCGGACGAAAAGACUUUUAAAGUGGAUUUCAUUAUGCAAACAUAUUAAAUUGGAUUAAAAAUUGUGUUGUAAUAUUGAAUUACACAUAUCAAAUUAUAAAAGCGGAAAGAGUGUAAGAAGUCGAAAACAUUGUAUCUUCGAUAAAGUAAAAAAAAAAGUUUUAUAAAAACGAAGAAGAAAAUACUCCCAAAAAAGAAAAUCACAUUUUCUUUGAACCUUAAACCGACUGGGACAACCAAGCAAAGUAAACGAAUAAUUGUGCGUUCAUAUAUUAGUGCCUUGUGGCGUUCGCGUCGUUACGUAAAGGAUUAUUUUUACCCGUUAUUCAAAAAUAGAACGAGUUCGAAUGGAAUUUACCUUACACCACUUCGACUGAGCGAAUGAAAAAAUAAAUAAGUAAUAUGAAUACGGACACAACACCAGCAUUGUUUGCCAAUUACCUGACACAACACUAAUUAAUGUUAUGUUACCGCCAAGUGGCGAUGCAAAAAACGGUUAAACUUCAAUACAGAAAGUAUUUGAUACGUUCCCUACAAUUAGCGAAUUUUCGAAUAAAUUUGUGGUAAAAAGUACAACCCCUUUGGACACAUAACACAUUCAGUUCUGUCGAGAAUUGAAUUUAAAAAAAUCAAUCGAAAUGGCAUCCCAAAGAUUUUGUUUGCGAUGGAAUAAUCACCAGAGUAAUCUGUUGUCGGUGUUCGACCAACUGUUGCACGCUGAAACGUUUACUGACGUCACGCUGGCGGUCGAAGGCCAGUACCUAAAGGCUCACAAAAUGGUAUUAUCGGCAUGUAGUCCGUACUUCCAAGCACUUUUCGUAAAUCAUCCGGAAAAGCAUCCAAUCGUAAUUUUAAAGGAUAUAACGUAUGCCGAUAUGAAAAGUCUGUUAGAUUUUAUGUACCGCGGCGAGGUUUCUGUGGAUCAGGAACGCCUAACUGCAUUUCUCCGGGUAGCUGAAAGUCUGCGAAUAAAAGGUCUGACUGAAGUCAACGAUGAGAAACCUGCUAGCAAUAAUAACAACAGUAGUAAUAGCAACAACAACAACAACACCAACAAUAACAAUAAUAGCAAUACAAAUAGUGCCGAACAAACACAAACACCACCGCCACAGUUGCAUCGAAUACAGCCGUAUUUGAUGCAGCAACAACGCAAAGCACAAGGGAUGAUGUUGAGCAAUCCCUUAUUGGGAUCAGCGUUAACGAUGCCAAAGCGAAAACGGGGGAGACCGAGAAAAUUAUCGGGUUGCUCGAAUGGGACCGCUGACGAUUUUAACGAUUACGAGUCGAGAGACAAUUUAGUGCAGGGUUCACCGGAGCUGCUUGAAAUGAAAGUGAAUGCUGACAUUUAUCCAGAAUCAUCGGACGAUAAUGGUGAUGAUGAUGAAGAUUCGAAUGAACAAAUGGACACAUCCGAACCGUUGAACAAAUCCCAAUUGGCAGCGUCGUCGUCCAAAGACAGUAGUAUUCGAAAAGAUAAUAUCGACAAUAGCGGAUCGGAAAUAACGCCCACAAAUUACUCGAACUACAUGCGAUAUGGAUUAAUGGUACCGAAAUCGGAAUCGUCGCCUCAACCAUCACCGAUGAAGAUUCGCAUAAAUCCGCUAACACAGACCCCAUCUACAUCAAAUUUAGCGAAUGCUCUACAACAACUGCACAACGAUUCGAUAAACAACAAUGCACCGAAUCGAUCUGCCAUGCCAUCCACCAAUACCGCAACACCAAAUAGUGUCUCAACCAGUUUAGCCAAUUCAAUGGUAACCAAUUACCUGUCCAAUCAACUCAGCAAUCCCACUCAAUCAACUGUACCUGCCGAUGUAAAACCAGUUACGACACCGACGGGCUCUCGACCGCCACAACGUCGACGCGUUCGACGGAAAGCCAAUUCGCCAGCUGACGAUCAGGCGGAACAUUUAACGGAAAUGUCGGUGCGUGGCUUGAAUCUGUUCCGAUAUGCAACGAUUUACGAAGGAAUAUAUCAGUGUACAGAAUGUGCGAAAGAGAACAUACAAAAGACGUUUAAAAAUAAGUACAGCUUCCAGCGACACGCCUUUUUGUACCACGAAGGUACGCAACGUAAAGUAUUUCCCUGUCCGGUGUGUAGUAAGGAAUUUUCGCGACCUGACAAAAUGAAAAAUCACAUGAAAAUGACACACGAGGCAUUCAUGCCGAAAGUGGAAGUGUAUCCGUUAAGUUAUUUAAUGGGUGGUGGAGGUGAUAUGCCUCAAGCAUCACCAGGCGCCCAACAACCGACCAAUCAACAGCAGAAAAAACUACAGCAACAACUGCAAAAUUCUCAGAUGAAGGACAAUGUGUCACAGCAAAUACAAAGUAUACUAAAUUCUCAAGUGGAAAACAUGGUGGUCACUCCGCAAAUCCAGCAUUUACUGAAUUCACAACGAAUGGGUGAUAGUGCGUCUGGUACAUCAACACCAUCACCAACACUGACCAACCAUCAACAGCAGCAACAACAGCAACUACUUCAAAAACUUCAGCAACAAUUGACAAAUCAACAAACUUCACUUCAAAAUCAAACCUCCACUCAAUCACAAUCACCACAAGCAUCACCAUCACAGUUGCGUAUCGUUUCAGCCCAAUCAUUGAACGAAUCGGCCGAUGAUAUGCUAACACCCAGUACGAUCCGUCAUGAUGACGACGUCCGGAGCAAUGAUAAGAGCGACGAAGCAAUGUCACAAUUUAAUGCACAAAUGUUGAAUAUGCAACAGAUAAAAGUAGAAAAUGUGGGUCCGUCGUCGGAUUAAAUGUGAUGCAACUAUGCUGUGCAGCCAUUUUCUCGCACUUGUCAAGUGGAAAAUGUGGGUCCGUCAUCGGAUUGAAUGUGAUGCGACUAUGCUGUGCAGUCAUUUUCUCGCACUUGUCAAGUGAAUUCAAUGAAAUAUUUGUAUACAUGUGUUCCCGUUCAAUGAUAUACGUUCGUUUGCCGUUUAUUUCAUGCGCGGAGCCGGAGUCCGAGUCGUACGCUAUCAUUCAAAAGUAUUUGAUCAUUGUGUGUUUUCAGUCUAAAUUGCUGAAUUUUUGAAAGGACAUUAAAAAUCGGAAUGACACCGGAUUUGCACGACAGACAGAUCAAUAAAAAAAAAGAAAGAUUAUUUAUCAAGCUUUCCAGAACGCCAUCUGUCGUGCAAAUGCGGUACCAUUUUGAUUUUUAAUGUCCUUUCAAAAUUCAGCAAUUCAGACUGAGAAAGCACAAUGAUCGAAUACUUUUGAUUGAUAGCGUACAAUUAUAAAAGAGAAAAAUUAGUUAAUUUUUGUUGAUUAUUCAAGAAUUAUACACCGGAUGAGAUAGCCUUUGCUCUAUUUUACUUAACUUUUUUUUUGCCAUUCAAUCGUACUUCUUUAAACCAUUUUCUAUAUUGCAAUAAAAUCAGAUUUUAAAUUUCUUGAUUGACUAACUUAUUACGCUCACAACAGUCGAUCACGGACUAGUUUGAUAGAGAUGAUCAAUAAAAUUUAAUUUCUGGGAUCCUCAAUCCGUGGAGAAUUUACUCCAAAUUACUUCCAAAUUCUCAAAGUAAUCAGACUGCGACGAAUUUUAUUAAGAUUUACACAAAACAUUUUGAAUGAAUUGUUUUUGGUGAAAUAUGAGCGUGUGUGACUGUGACUGUAACCGAGUAUGAAUGUAAACAAUGUAUCGGGGUCUAUUUCCUAGAAAACGUAAUUCUAUAAAAUAGGCACUGCAAUGUAUACGAGAAAAGGUGCUUACGAAAAUCUAAUACAAUCGCGGAAAGGUGGAAUGCAACAAUAUGCUUUCUGAUUGCCACGUUACGGUUAGAGUAAAUAAGUAAUUGGCACAAUUUAGAUUUUUAAGAGGACCAAUGGACAAGUGAUCUACACCUGAGCUCCCUAUUAUUAAUUUAACGUUAAAUCGAACAACUGAUAACAUUCAGAAUAACGCGUUGGGCGUAGAGAGGAGUUGUUUUGUUUAAAAUUGUGCUAAUUUCUCAUUUCCUUUCAGUGUGAAUUCUUAUUUUCCGCUCUUUUUUUGCCGGGUAUGGACGCGACUUGAAACGAAGUACUAGAUUUUCAAUUGUGAAGCAAAAUUCAUGUAACAUUUACAAAUCUUGUUCAAAAUCAGAAAAUGUGUUGUAUUUUACCAUAGGCUCCUAGCAUUAACAUAACAGAGAUUUCUUAACUAUAGAAAGAUGAAUCGUUUUCCUUCUAUUAGUUACAAAUAAUCUUGCGGUAGCUCUUAUCAGUAAAGCCACCAAAUAUGACGCUUGUUAUUUCAAUAGGUUAAUGCUAGGAGCAGUGCUUUCACUUUUCCGCAUGUAUAUUACAAAAUAGUUACUUAUGGAACCGAGUGAUGAAUGUUUUUUUUUCAGGCACUAGAUGUGUUAUUGUCACAAUGUGCCAAUGUGUAUCGUAUGCUUAAAAAAACAUUUUUCACCGAGUUGCAUUUACAAUGUUUUUCACAAUAUUG